Molecule: messenger RNA, 1326 nt
Organism: Trypanosoma conorhini
Lineage: Eukaryota; Euglenozoa; Kinetoplastea; Trypanosomatida; Trypanosomatidae
Product: putative pseudouridine synthase A-like protein
Exons: 1
Coding region: 1-1326 (441 amino acids)
Biological process (GO): tRNA pseudouridine synthesis; mRNA pseudouridine synthesis
Cellular component (GO): cytoplasm; nucleus
Molecular function (GO): pseudouridine synthase activity; RNA binding
Source: RefSeq, a predicted model, not a curated record
AUGCCGGCAGCCCCCACUGGUCACCCUGACGCUCAUGCCAGUGGAGGGGCUGGCGUGGAGGAUGCAGGCGGGUUGCCCACGAAGAUGGCACGAAGGCAGAGGCAGGAAGAACGGCCCUUCGUCUUUGCAAACUACCCGUCUCGAAAGGUGGCCAUUCGUCUGGCGUAUCACGGCCACUUGUACGAUGGAUUGGCAAAACAGGAAGAGACACCCAACACCGUGGAAGCGUAUGUGCUGACGGCGCUCAAGCGCGUGCGACUCAUUCCUCAGGAUGGGCCACACGAUCUUGCACGGUGUGGGCGAACAGACAAGGGCGUUAGUGCACUGGGUAACGCCUUUUCACUUACGGUUCGGGCCUCCUCAUGGCCCACCGACUCUCCUCAGAAGCCACCACUUGACUACUGCGCUAUGAUAAACAGUGCACUACCUGUCACCAUUCGAAUUGUUGGUUGGGCCUAUGUAGGGGAAAGUUUUGACGCCCGUUUCUCAUGUGUGGGCCGAACGUACCGCUAUUACUUCUGUCAUCGGGGCCUCAACCUGGAGGCGAUGAAUAACGCCGCAGUACGGCUUAAAGGAGUGCAUAACUUCCGCAAUUUUUGUAAGACAGAUGUCGUGAAUGUGAGCAACUACGAACGUGAUGUGCGCAGUGUGGGUAUUGUUACUAGCGAAACACUGCCGGAGUUGGUGUCAUAUCUUGAGAUUCAUGCAAAUUCGUUUCUUUACCACCAGAUUCGCUGCACCAUGGAGGUGCUCUUUCUUGUUGGUCGCGGCUUGGAGGAGCCGGAGGUAGUCACUCAGCUCCUUGAACGUGGAGACCGCAAACCCGUCUACCCACUUGCAGACGGUAGGCCUCUUGUGUUGUGGGAUUGCCACUUUGAGGGCUUGCGGUGGAGUAUUUCACAACGAGCAUUUAUGGUCGUAGAGCAGGAGCUGCUGGACAUCGCGACGGCGUUGCUGCUGCGAUCAUCUGUAGCGGACUCCAUGCGCUCGCAGUUGUUCGCCUGGUACGGCGGGGAUACAGACGCGGAGGGCAAGAUGAUUGCGGCACAACCGUCGGGGGGGCAAAUUGCGGACAGAUGGUCUGUGAGUGGGUGCGAUUGGACCGACGAGCGCACGCAUGCCAGCCUGCGCGUACGGAGGUACGACUUGUUUGCGCUCUCGAGGCAAAGAGAGGAAGGUGCCUCAGGGCCCUUGUCAAGUCGGCCCUAUACAAAACUACUGGAUCGUGAGACUGAGCGAAGCUUCGGUGAGGAGGUGGAGGCCCUCAGUAAAAAGAAGCGCGCUCGAUUCGAAAGUAAUAUGGAGAAGAAGCAGAAGAAUUUGUAA